AUGGCCGGCCCCGUGGAGCCGCUCGUUCCCCGCCCAGGCCCCCUGCCCGCGGCCGGGGACGAGCCCGGCCCCGGCAAACUCCGCCCGCAGCCCGGGGGCAGCGCAGCCGGCGGGGGCGCGGCGGUCCAGGGCCCGGCCCCCGAGUCGCCUGGUCGCCGCCGGGCCGAGCGCGCCGUGCCCGCGCGUCCCCCCUCGUCCGCAGGCCGCGCCAGCCCCGCGGGGGGCGCCGGCGCGGCCCGCGCUCCCUCCGCGCUCGCCUUCUCCGCCCCUGUCCGCUCCUCCACUCCAUCUUCCUUUUACUUCUGGCCGCCGCCCCCUCCGCCCCCUCCUUCUCUUCCCCCCUCCUCAUCUGCCGUUCACUUCCCCGCGCGUCUCCCAGGAAGGGAGGGCGGCGGCGGCGAUGCUGGCGGAGGAGGAGGAGGAGGACAAGAGGCAGCUCCCUUGAGCGGCCCCCCCGGCAGCAGUCACCGCGGCGGCGGCGGGCGGCGGCGGCUCUUCGUCUCCCCUGCGCUCCAGGGCUCGCUGCUGCCAGCUCGCGCCGGGCCNNGCCCCGGCCCCGGCCCCGGCCCCGGCCCCGGCCCCGGCCUCGGCGGCGGCGGCCGAACCCCGCGGCGGCCGCGAGGCGCCGGCGCCGCCCUCGCCGCCGCGUCCCCGCUGCUUUUCGGUUCCGACAUGGAAGAUGGACCCUCUAAUAAUGCGAGCUGCUUCCGAAGGCUGACGGAGUGUUUCCUGAGCCCCAGUUUGACAGAUGAAAAAGUGAAGGCAUAUCUUUCUCUUCACCCCCAGGUAUUAGAUGAAUUUGUAUCUGAAAGUGUUAGUGCAGAGACUGUAGAAAAAUGGCUGAAGAGGAAAAACAACAAACCAGAAGAUGAAUCAUCUCCUAAGGAAGUCAGCAGGUAUCAAGAUACGAACAUGCAGGGAGUUGUGUACGAGCUAAACAGCUAUAUAGAACAGCGGCUGGAUACGGGAGGGGACAACCAGCUGCUCCUCUAUGGGCUGAGCAGCAUUAUUAAAAUCGCCACAAAAGCUGAUGGAUUUGCACUGUAUUUCCUUGGAGAGUGUAAUAAUAGCCUUUGUGUGUUUACCCCACCUGGAAUCAAGGAAGGAAAACCCAGGCUCAUCCCUGCUGGGCCCAUCGCCCAGGGCACCACCACCUCCGCCUACGUGGCGAAGUCCAGAAAAACGUUGCUAGUAGAAGACAUCCUUGGGGAUGAACGAUUUCCAAGAGGUACCGGACUGGAAUCAGGGACGCGUAUCCAGUCUGUUCUCUGUUUGCCCAUCGUCACGGCGAUCGGUGAUUUGAUCGGCAUCCUUGAGCUGCACCGGCACUGGGGCAAAGAAGCCUUCUGUCUGAGUCAUCAGGAGGUUGCAACAGCAAAUCUUGCCUGGGCUUCGGUAGCCAUACAUCAGGUUCAGGUAUGCAGAGGUCUCGCCAAACAGACUGAAUUGAAUGACUUUCUACUCGACGUAUCAAAAACGUAUUUUGAUAACAUAGUUGCAAUAGAUUCUCUACUUGAACACAUAAUGAUAUAUGCAAAAAACCUGGUGAACGCCGAUCGUUGUGCCCUUUUCCAGGUGGACCAUAAGAACAAGGAGUUAUAUUCAGACCUUUUCGAUAUCGGAGAGGAAAAGGAAGGAAAACCUGUCUUCAAGAAGACCAAAGAAAUAAGAUUUUCAAUUGAGAAAGGAAUUGCUGGUCAAGUAGCAAGAACAGGGGAAGUUCUGAACAUUCCAGAUGCCUAUGCUGACCCACGCUUUAACAGAGAGGUGGACCUGUACACAGGCUACACGACCCGGAACAUCCUGUGCAUGCCCAUCGUGAGUCGGGGCAGCGUGAUCGGCGUGGUGCAGAUGGUGAACAAAAUCAGCGGCAGUGCCUUCUCUAAGACGGACGAAAACAACUUCAAAAUGUUUGCUGUCUUUUGUGCUUUAGCCUUACACUGUGCCAAUAUGUAUCAUAGAAUUCGUCAUUCGGAGUGCAUUUACCGGGUCACCAUGGAGAAGCUGUCCUAUCAUAGCAUUUGUACUGCAGAGGAAUGGCAAGGCCUCAUGCAUUUCAACCUUCCCGCCCGUCUUUGCAAAGAAAUUGAAUUGUUCCACUUUGACAUUGGCCCCUUUGAAAACAUGUGGCCUGGAAUUUUCGUCUACAUGGUCCACCGGUCCUGUGGGACAGCCUGCUUUGAGCUUGAAAAAUUGUGUCGUUUUAUCAUGUCUGUGAAGAAAAACUAUCGUCGGGUCCCUUACCACAACUGGAAGCACGCGGUCACGGUGGCACACUGCAUGUACGCCAUACUCCAGAACAGCCACGGGCUCUUCAGCGAACUCGAGCGCAAGGGACUGCUAAUUGCGUGUCUGUGCCAUGACCUGGACCACAGGGGCUUCAGUAACAGCUACCUGCAGAAAUUCGACCACCCCCUCGCAGCACUGUACUCCACGUCGACCAUGGAGCAACACCACUUCUCCCAGACCGUUUCCAUCCUUCAGUUGGAGGGGCACAAUAUCUUCUCCACCCUGAGCUCCAGUGAAUAUGAACAGGUGCUUGAGAUCAUCCGCAAAGCCAUCAUUGCCACAGACCUUGCAUUAUACUUUGGAAACAGGAAACAGUUGGAAGAGAUGUACCAGACCGGAUCGCUAAACCUUAAUAAUCAAUCACAUAGAGACCGUGUCAUUGGUUUGAUGAUGACUGCCUGUGAUCUUUGUUCUGUGACAAAGCUGUGGCCGGUAACAAAAUUGACGGCAAACGAUAUAUAUGCAGAAUUCUGGGCUGAGGGUGAUGAAAUGAAGAAGCUGGGAAUACAGCCUAUUCCCAUGAUGGACAGAGACAAGAAAGACGAAGUCCCACAAGGCCAGCUUGGAUUCUACAAUGCCGUGGCCAUUCCCUGCUACACGACUCUCACCCAGAUCUUCCCGCCUACAGAGCCUCUCCUGAAAGCCUGCAGGAAUAACCUGAGCCAGUGGGAGAAGGUGAUUCGAGGGGAGGAGAGUGCCGUGUGGAUCUCGAACCCGCCGGCGGCCCAGGGGACCUCGGAGAAGCUGCCCGUGAAGAUCGAUGACUGAUGGCCGCCCCCGAGCCCUCCCGCCUGAAGAUGUUCAUCUUGCUUCUUUGACUUUUCUUCCUUUUAUUUUUGUGGGGGGAACCUACACCUGGUAACGGGAUGCAGACCUCUUCAAGAAGGUACCGUUAAGUAAACACAUCCAGCAGACGGCUCCCCGCCAGCCUCCUCUGUACUGCGUCACAGACGGUGA
Molecule: messenger RNA, 3246 nt
Organism: Physeter macrocephalus (sperm whale)
Lineage: Eukaryota; Metazoa; Chordata; Mammalia; Artiodactyla; Physeteridae
Gene: PDE10A
Product: phosphodiesterase 10A
Biological process (GO): negative regulation of receptor guanylyl cyclase signaling pathway; signal transduction
Molecular function (GO): protein binding; 3',5'-cGMP-stimulated cyclic-nucleotide phosphodiesterase activity
Source: RefSeq, a predicted model, not a curated record